UCGCGCCGGGCCCUUUAGCGGGUGCACCGCGCGCAGAGGUUGCCUGAAGGGCUGCGGAGAGAUGGCGGCGCUGGGCCGUCUCCGGCUCCCCGCGCACGGUGUGCUGGGCUGGCGGCCCGGCUCUGUGAGUCCCGUGCACGCCCAGCUGCUCCAUCAGACGACGGCGGCCGAUCGCGCUGACAGCUCUGUCCAGGUCCAGAAGAGCUCUGCUGUUGUCCAGAGGAAAUCCUACGUCCCCAGCAGCCGUGGCGAGUACGUCAUUGCCAAGCUCGAUGACCUGGUCAACUGGGCACGGCGGAGCUCCCUGUGGCCCAUGACCUUCGGGCUGGCCUGCUGUGCCGUGGAGAUGAUGCACAUGGCAGCCCCUCGCUACGACAUGGAUCGAUUCGGGGUCGUGUUCCGGGCCAGCCCCCGCCAGGCCGACGUCAUGAUCGUGGCAGGGACCCUGACCAACAAAAUGGCCCCAGCUCUGCGCAAGGUCUAUGACCAGAUGCCAGAGCCUCGCUACGUGGUGUCCAUGGGGAGCUGUGCCAAUGGUGGGGGCUACUACCACUACUCCUACUCCGUGGUGAGGGGCUGCGACCGCAUCGUGCCCGUGGACAUUUACGUGCCAGGUUGCCCCCCCACAGCUGAGGCUCUGCUCUACGGGAUCCUGCAGCUGCAGAGGAAAAUCAAGAGGGAGAGGAGGAUGCAGAUCUGGUACAGGAAAUAGCCUUUAUUUAUGUCCCCACUCACUGCUCACAUUUACGCACAAAUCCGGCUCCUCACACGCCUCCAAUAAAACUCUACCUGGUCCAGGUGCUUUUCUGUCUUUAAUAAACCCCUCUGAUCUGAGGGGCUGAAAAACUGGGCUAAAAAGCAGGAGCUGAGUUUGAUAACACUGCUGAGUUGGUCUGAGCAAUCUGUCAGGGAAGGUGAUGUCAUAUUGUGACAUAAAGGCUUUGCCAGAAUUUUUUUUUAGCUUUGUUGGGAAGUUUUGAGACCCAACACAUGUCCAGGUGAUUCCUGAGCCCUCCCUGAGCUCGUCCCUUACUCACCACCUGCUCCUUGUUGGUAAUUCCUACACAGGAUCUAAUAAAUCCAUAAUAUUUGUGUGCACAGGGGCCAGAAAUUAAUUCUGUUUCUGUAACAAGUGAAAUACUGAUGCUUAAAAUCAGAAUGUGAUUAAUAAACCUGAAUGUAGAGCUCCUAAGCAGGGCAGGGAUAAAGCAGCCUGUCCUGGAUGCAUCCCAGGAGCCUGGGAUGAGGAAUGGUCGUGCCUGAGGGACAAACACACUUUGGAAAGACAAAUAAAUCGCUCGGGAACAGCA
Molecule: messenger RNA, 1310 nt
Organism: Agelaius phoeniceus (red-winged blackbird)
Lineage: Eukaryota; Metazoa; Chordata; Aves; Passeriformes; Icteridae
Gene: NDUFS7
Product: NADH:ubiquinone oxidoreductase core subunit S7
Biological process (GO): mitochondrial respiratory chain complex I assembly; electron transport coupled proton transport; aerobic respiration
Cellular component (GO): respiratory chain complex I
Molecular function (GO): quinone binding; NADH dehydrogenase (ubiquinone) activity; 4 iron, 4 sulfur cluster binding
Source: RefSeq, a predicted model, not a curated record